This is a messenger RNA of Hemiscyllium ocellatum (epaulette shark), 1871 nucleotides long. RefSeq names its product oocyte zinc finger protein XlCOF15-like. The record is from RefSeq and is a predicted model, not a curated record. Gene Ontology annotation, biological process: regulation of DNA-templated transcription. Bases 482 to 1201 code for a protein of 239 amino acids. NCBI's taxonomy places the organism in Eukaryota, Metazoa, Chordata, Chondrichthyes, Orectolobiformes, Hemiscylliidae. The transcript is spliced from 2 exons. Gene Ontology annotation, molecular function: RNA polymerase II cis-regulatory region sequence-specific DNA binding; DNA-binding transcription factor activity, RNA polymerase II-specific.
UCAAUGCGGAAGUUGGAUCAUGAGCUUCUGCUUCUGUUUCUCUUUUUCUCAAGGAAGGUUGUGCUUCACUUCGGACUGCAACUUCAGUGAAGUAUUUGAAGAGCUGAAGAUGCAAUAUUCAAAAUGAGCGAUGAAGGGCUUAUGCCUGAAGCGUUGGCUGCCCUGCUGCUCGGAUGCUGCCUGAUCUGCUGUGCUUUUCCAGCGCCACAAUUUUUGACUCUCCAGUGUCUGCAGUCCUCACUUUGACACCAAAGUCUGACAUUCAUUCAAUCCAUCAGGACUGCAAUGAGUUUUGUCUGUGAUUUUGUGAGAAGCUUUUUGGUUCCUGUUGGAGUAUGUUUUCAGCAUCACUAGGACUGGAUGAGAGAUCCUACUGUUGCAGCACAUUGUGUGGAGUCUGAAACAGUUAAACGGUCUAGAUAGAGGAAUUCACCGUGGGGAGAGGCUCCACACAUGUUUGUGUGCGGUAGGAGCUUUGGCUAUGGAGAAACCCGAGGAAUCCUGCCCAUUGGGCAAACGAUGGAAGUGUGAUGACUGCGGGAAAGGGUUCCGUUUCCCAUCUGCCCUGGAGACUCAUCGGCGCAGUCACACUGGGGAGAGGCCGUUCCCCUGCAGUGAGUGCAGGAAAGCCUUCAGCCAUUACUCCGACCUGCUGAGGCAUCAGCGGGUCCACACAGGGGAGAGGCCCUUCAGCUGCCUUGAGUGCGGAAAGGCCUUCAGCAAUACCUCCCAUUUGCUGACCCACCGGCGGGUCCACACAGGGGAGAAGCCCUUCAACUGCCCUGUAUGUCAGAAAGCCUUCAGCAAUUCCUCCUCCCUGCUGAGGCACCGGCGAGUCCACUCGGGGGAGAGACCCUUCAUCUGCCCAGAGUGUGGGAAGGCCUUCAGCUAUUCUUCCAACCUCCAGACCCACCGGCGGGUCCACACGGGGGAGAGGCCAUUCAGCUGCCCAGAGUGUGGGAAGGCCUUCAGCGAUUCCUCCAACCUCCAGACCCACCGGCGGGUCCACACGGGGGAGAGGCCAUUCACCUGCCCCAAGUGCAGGAAGGCCUUCAGCAAUUCCUCUGAUCUGCUGAAGCACGAGUGGGUCCAUGAGGAGGAGAAGCCCUUCAGCUGCCCUGAGUGCGGGAAGGAAUUCAUUCAGGUGGGCAACUUGCAGAGGCACCAGCAGGUCCACACCAGGGUGACGCCCUUGCCCUGAGUGCAGGAAGGGCUUCACCCGCUCCUCCCAACUGCGGAGGCACCAGCGAGUUCACAUGCUGUCACAGGGUGAUUGAAGGAGCGACGGCUGUGUGUCAUUGUCGUCUGCACUAUUAACCGAGUUCCAGGGAUUCACGGGUUCAAAUCCCGCUGUUGCAGAUGGCGGAAUCAUAAUUCAGUUAGAAAUCUGGAGUUCCGAAUCUAAUGAUGAAACAGUUUUCGGGGGUAUGGGCCUGGAGAAACCCCCAUCUGAUUCACUUACAUCAUUUUUAGGGAAGAACACUGUCGUGGGAAAGGAUUCACUCAGUUGUCCCAGCUGCAUCCUUUACCCAUCUGGCCUACAUGUGACUCCAACCCCAAAGUAAUGUGGUUGACUCGUCACUGCCCUGUCCUGGCAAAUGAGGAGGGAGAAACUUACUUGGAUACAGGAUUUGGGUUAAAAUUGCUGUGUGAGGAAAUACUUCCUAUGGGUUGAGGCUGUACCAAAGAUCCAAUUACAAAGGGACAACUCGGUGGUGAGCAAUAUUAAGGAAAGGUGGGGGGAGUACGUAGUGGUGUGUGUGCGCUUUGACCUUGAGCUGUUUUUGAAAAAGCUACUUUUUCCUGGGUGUGGGGUGGGGGUAUCUGAAGCUGUAACAAAGUUGGGUCACAAUAAAGGUUACUUGAACUUA